Periophthalmus magnuspinnatus is the source of this 2996-nucleotide messenger RNA. It is a transcript of the gene safb, whose product is annotated as scaffold attachment factor B. The coding region runs from base 180 to 2489 and encodes 769 amino acids. Gene Ontology annotation, biological process: regulation of mRNA processing; regulation of transcription by RNA polymerase II. The transcript has 21 exons. Lineage: Eukaryota; Metazoa; Chordata; Actinopteri; Gobiiformes; Gobiidae. Gene Ontology annotation, cellular component: nucleus. Gene Ontology annotation, molecular function: sequence-specific DNA binding; RNA binding. The record is from RefSeq and is a predicted model, not a curated record.
GUGGCCUCUGUGAGCUCGUCUCUCCGUUCCAGGACAAUGCGCAUGCGCGUCGUGUCCCGCAGCUGCAGCGUCCAUUUUGCAGAAAAUACAAGCUGCUAGCGACGUUCCCUUCAGUGGAAGACAAUUAUUGAAUGCUACAUUUUACGAUAGGAUUAUAGCAUACUGUGCAGAGAACAGCUAUGGCAGAUUUAUCUGCAGAUGUUGACGUCCCCGUCAGUGUGGAGAUAAAGAAGUUAUCGGAGUUGAAAGUCAUUGACCUCAAGGCCGAGCUGAAGAAACGAAACCUAGACACGACAGGAGUGAAAAGCGUAUUGUCGGAGCGCUUGAAAAAGGCAAUAGAGGAAGAGGGUGGUAAUCCAGAUGAAAUCGUGAUCUCGAUGGAAGCAAAUCCGAAGAAGGCGCCUCCUAAAAGGGCAGCUAAAGAUUCAAAGCAAGAAAAUGAACAUGGGGACGGCAAUGUCGAUGAGGAUUCCCAAGAUAUUUCACAGGAUCUUCAGAAUGAAAACAUGCAGGAGAUGGACAUCCUUGACAUGAACGUUUUGGAUGAGACAGAAGACUACACCAGAGACGGGGUUGAGUUGGACACUAUGGAUGAUGACAUUUUGAAUGCAGAUCAUGGAGAGGGAGAUGGACAGGAUGAGCCAGAGGCCGAUACGGACAACAAUAAUACUUCAUCAUUCCACAUGGCUGAUGAUCCAGAUGUUUAUGAUGUAAACAGCGGUACAGAAAUUGACAAAGUAGCGGGGUCUUGUUUAUCUGAGCCGAUUAAAGAAGAUGACGAGCCGAGCCAAGAGAUGAGCGCUGAAGAAGACCAAGCUGCCACCACCAGCGGAGAGGAAGGCGUUUCCGAACCUGGUUCCAAAGGUGCCCUUGGAAAUGUGGAAGGCGACAAGGAGGUCGUGGAGGAGGACAAAGAAACUGGGGACAAUGUCAAUGUAUCUGAAGAAACUGUAGAGUCUGAGGACAAAGUCUUAAAGGAUCCUAGCUUAAAUGUGCAGGGGGGUGAGGGAGAAACAGUUGAUUUAGAAAGUGGGGCUAAGAAGGGUGAUGAGGAUGAGAAGACGGAGGACAAAACCGCUGCUGAUUCUGCCUCGACAUCCAAAGGGUCCACUGUAGAGGGUGAACAGACUAAAAGUUCUGAUGAAAAAGAUGCAAAUGCAUCAUCUAAAGAUGACAAGGAUGCAAGUGGGGCUGCAGCCAGCAGUAGAAAUCUAUGGGUCAGUGGUCUUGCCUCAAGUACCAGAGCGACUGAUUUGAAAACACUGUUCAGCAAAUAUGGAAAGGUUGUCGGUGCAAAGGUAGUGACUAAUGCUAAAAGCCCUGGGGCUCGUUGCUAUGGUUUUGUCACCAUGUCCACCACAGAGGAGGCCACCAAGUGCAUCAGCCACCUCCAUCGAACUGAACUUCACGGCCGUAUGAUCUCCGUUGAACGAGCCAAAAAUGAACCUGCUGGCAAAAAGCCAUCAGAUAAGAGUGAUGGGAAAACCAGAAGAAACUCCACUGAUUCAAAGUCUGAGAAGGAUGGAGAAGGAAAAGGGCCUAAUGAGAGGACUGUAGUGAUGGAUUCAUCGAAGGGAGAGCCUGUGAUCAGUGUCAAAGCCAAAAGCAAAGACAGAAGUACAAAGAGCCGUGACCGCAGCACAUCAAGCAAAGAAAAGAAAGACAUUCUUUCGUUUGAUCAAAUAAUGGAGCACAGAGAGCGGGAGAGGCAGCGUCAGCGUGAGAGGGAGGUCAGAGAGGUGGAGCGGCGGAGAUACACUUUCAAUGACCGAGAGCGGGACAGCAGACCAGACCGCGAGCGGGACAGACUGCGCAUGUUAAGGGAGAGAGAUGAGAGGACAAGUCUAAUGCGAAAGAGACAUUGGCUCGAGGUUGAGAAACAACGGCUUGAUGCUGACCGCAUGGAGGCUCAGCUUCUGGAGCGAGAAAUGAUGCGUAUAGAGUAUGAGCGACGCCGUGAACAGGAGAGGAUCCUCAGGGAGCGAGAAGAGCUACGGAGACAACAGGAGCUGCUGCGCUUUGAGCAGGACCGCAGGCCUCUGAAGAGACCUUAUGAUAUUGACCACAGGAAAGAUGACUGGGCAGAUAAGCGCAUGACCUUAGACGACCGUUACAGCCGCUCAGACUUAAGUCGUCAGGACCGCUUUCACGAUUUUGACCAAAGGGAUCGGAGCCGGUAUCAGGAUGACAUUGGUGACAGAAGGGAUCAUAGAGAUCGAGAUGGACCGCAUUUCUCUGACAGACAUGGACGAGACGGUAGAGACUCUUGGAGCGGACGCAUGAACUCAAGGGAUGGUGGAAGGGACUGGGACUCUAGGAAAAUGGAUGGUGACCGAUGGCAAGGUAGAGACAGUGCAGUUCCUGGCCAGAGUCACAUGGGACGAGGCGCAAGGGGCUACUCGGGAUCAUCUCAGUCUCUGUCUAACGCUCUAAACAGACAGAACCAGCUAAUGCAGGGAGGAGGAGGAGCCUUCGGCCGUCGCUACUGACCUCACACAUAAUAACAUUCAGAUUGUAGAGGUCUAGGUCCAGGUUUUGUACAGGUUUUUUUUUCCUUUUUUUUUUAAAUGAAAUGAAGAACACAGUUGAAUUGUUUUGUUUUUACUCUGUUGUUUUUACUGUAUUGCUGCUGUGUGUUCUACUUGAUGUACAUUCAUGCAGUGCACAUGUCCCUUCAUUUGGAGCAGACUAAUUAAAGUCGUUAUUUUUAUGUGGUUGUCUUUGUAGAUCUAACCCACACUAGACUGGGCCACACCUCCCGAAGCCGUAUUUAAUUGUGGUACAGCCUUUUGUCAUUGUUAAUAUGUUCAUAUUGCUAGUUAAGCAGACUUGUCUUUUGUUACUUCAUCUUAAAUGGAAUUUGCAAGGUUUUUAAAUUAGUCAGUCACAUUAUUGAACAUGGGAAAACUGAAUGAGUACAUGUUCCCUGCUUCACUUUACUCAAAUAAAGUAAAAAGUCAAAGGCUUGUCUGAUGCAUUUUAGUUGUGCUUGAUAG